AUGACGCCUCUACAUUUGGCUGCACAAGCUGGACAUAUAGAUGUGGUCAAAUGUCUACUCGAACAACCAAGCCUACGGAGACGAACUCGAGAUACGUUCGGCAGUACACCGUUCCUGAGAGCAGCUCAGUUCAAAAGAAAGGAUAUUGUGCAGUUGCUGGCCCCAUUCAACCACAUCGAGGCGCUGUCUGCAGAUGCAGAGGGCGCUUGCAAAGGGUUUGAUGCGACAAUUGUCGAUUUCGGAAAUUUCCAUAAUGAAAAUCGAGUAAAGCGAGUAUCUGUCUACGAAUUACUGUAUGGCCGUGACCGAAAGAACCCCCGAAAACAAGCCGUCACAACGCUGCCGGCCAACGUGAAAGCAAGUGAAUUCCGGUGGAUACAUUUGCCUGCCAACAACAUGGCCUGGGUAGAAGCAUUGAUGACAAAAUCAUUCAUCGAAGAAGGCGCCAGUGAUGUGGAAGGAUUCAAAGGUCUGGAAAAGUCUUUUGGUCAUCAGCAUCGUGGACAGCGGCCGCAUUCGCAUUUCAUGAGGCCUCUAUGUCAAAGCACUCCUCGCUCGCUACGAGGUCAAGAUGAAAUUGAAAAGGAAGAAGAAAGCCAUCCUCCUCCAGAGAGGAGUCCUUUACCGCAAGUAAUCGUCAAUGGACCUGUUGUCACAAAGCCAGCAGAAUACAGCCCAGCACCUCUCAAAAAGCGCGAGACUGGUCUAAGCAAGGACUCCUACUCCCAAGACGACGAUAGCGUCCCUGGCCGAAAAACAAAAGCCAAACAUAAAAACAGCAACAACAAUAAGAGCGGAAAAGAUACCUCGAAAUACGACAGAAACAAGUCUGCCGGCCAUGGUCCGGACAAACAUACACGCUCAGUAACACCACAGCUGUCGAGAGAUGUCAGUUUCUCCGCUAAAAGCAACAUCUGUGUAUUUAUGCCAUACCUGCAUUUCGAAACUGCUCGGAGCCAGCAGAAGAUGCAACAGGCCAUCAAGCAGGCAGAGACGUUUGUGUCUGCUCCACAGCCGGGAUUGACGCGCGCGCCGACAAGAGAUGAGUUGUUGAUUCGCGCACAUAUCAACUCGUCAACUGCAUCUUUACAUGUGCGUCGAACAUUGGAUCAAUUCUUCUAUCCGAACAUUGACACCGAGACUCGAGACAGUGAUCAGGUAGUCUAUCGCUACCAGACGCGCUGGUCUGAACACAAAGCCAAGGAUCCAAAAAUUUUCAUGGUCGAUCAACUAUGGAUGUGGGUGCUGGGCAAGAACCUAAUUGUAACUAGCUUUCCGCAACGAUGGGAGCAGCCCAAAAACGACCCUCUGAAUGUCUUGGACGGUAUUAUCGAAGACAUUAACUCGAAAACGAGAGAACCAGUGCGGUCAGUCUAUGAGCUAGCGACGGUUAUCACUGGUCGAUGUUCCGGGAUGUUCGAUAGACAUCGCAUGGGCGACGAAGACUACCAAUUUCUUGACAUGUUCGAAUCGUGCAUUGGCACAGCAACGGAUCGCGAAACCAUGCUCUUUCGAGAAUUCAACGUCGCCUCUGCACAGUCCUCGGAAUGGCUCAAACACCAUCGCCGCCUGAAACGGUCCAUCGUAGAGAGCAUGUCCAGCAAAGAGGACGAAGACCACGAAGACGUCAACGGGAAAGAAAAGGAGGAGAGUCAACCGCUAUUCGUCGACAAACUGCUCGACAUCGGCCAAGAAACUGAUUUAUUAGCCGAAGCAAAAGACAUCCGCGACGAACUAAACAUGAUCCGCACCGUUCUCGAAUACCAAAAACAAGUCCUCCAGGACUUGCAAGACGCGAUUUGCGAGAUCUACUACGACGAAAACCGAUCCCAAAACGACAUCAAGAAGAAAUUUCGCGAGCAACAACGCAAUAUAGACAUGCAUGUCAAGGAUGUAGAUCGAAUGGAUAAACAAACCGAGCGAAUCUACAACUCCAUCACCGACCUGCUAGACCUCAAACAGAAACACGCCAACGCCCUUGAGGCCCGCUUUGCGCGUGACCAAGCUGCCGGCACAGCUAGGCAGGGAAAAACGAUCAUGAUGUUCACAAUCGUCACAAUUAUUUUUCUGCCGUUGUCAUUCAUAGCCUCUUUUUUCGCGAUUAAUGUUUCCGAGUUUCCGCAUGACGCGCAGUCCGGGAAUACGAAUAUACCGAUUUCGUAUGUAUCGCGGUAUAUCUUUGGGAUUGGGUUUUCGAUUUCGAUUCCUCUGGUUUUGUUGGCGCUAUCUGUGGACGACAUCCGACUGGGAAGUAGAGAGGCCUGGAGGCGGAUUCAUCAGUGGCGCCUGACCAGAUCCUCCUCCUCUAAAAAGCACAAUCGAGAUAUAUCCCAUACAAGCAACACCGCCGUACAGCAACGAAUAAUAACCCAAGAACUCGAAAUCCAGCGCAUCCUGUGCCGCUCCAAGGCAUCAUCCAGACGACCCAGCGAAGAAGAGUUGGACGAUUAUUUCGGGCAUGGUCUAUUACCCGUCGCAACAAAGGGCACGGCGCAUACACAUACUAGCAGUGCUGUGGCGAGGCCGAGGAGUUCGAUACAUACAUAUCGGUCUACGGGGCAUAGGAAUAGGAUUGGGGGGAGUGGAGACAAGGGUUUUCGGUUUGGAUAA
Messenger RNA from Talaromyces marneffei, 2610 nucleotides. RefSeq lists its product as uncharacterized. Gene Ontology annotation, cellular component: membrane. Gene Ontology annotation, biological process: transmembrane transport; metal ion transport. The transcript has a single exon. Lineage: Eukaryota; Fungi; Ascomycota; Eurotiomycetes; Eurotiales; Trichocomaceae. The record is from RefSeq and is a predicted model, not a curated record. Gene Ontology annotation, molecular function: metal ion transmembrane transporter activity; protein binding. Bases 1 to 2610 code for a protein of 869 amino acids.